GUGAAUAGAGGGACUAAGCUAGCAAAGAAGGAGUAACUUUAAGCCUUGAGAACAGCCCUCCAACUCUGCCAUGACUCUCACUGAGAUUAUCUUCAUCUUGACAGGGACUUGCGUCGUCCUGUUUUUUGGAGGGAAACUAGUAUUCCUUGUUAUGAUGCUCGCACCGAAGCUCUGCUAUCCUCUUCCUGACUCUUUUUUCACCUCUCUGGGGAAAUGGGCAGUGGUCACUGGAGGUUCAGAUGGAAUAGGCAGAGCUUAUGCACAAGAGCUAUCCAAACAUGGUAUGAAUGUGGUUAUAAUCAGCAGAAAUCAAGAGAAGCUUGACAGAGCAGCCAGGAAGAUUGAGCUUACUACAGGAGGGGAGGUCAAAACAAUAGCUGCUGACUUCAGCAAGGAUGAUAUAUAUGGACACAUUAAGGAAAACAUUGAGGGUUUGGAUAUUGGUAUUUUAGUCAACAAUGUUGGGAUUCUGCCCAAUCAAAUACCCUGCAAGCUGCUUGAAACAGCCGAUUUGGAAGAGAGAAUACAUGCUGUUAUCAACUGCAAUGUGAAAGCCAUGGUUAAGAUGUGCAGAAUUGUGCUACCAGGAAUGCAGGAAAAAGGAAGGGGAGUCAUUCUGAAUGUGUCCUCUGGGAUAGCCAAAAUACCCUGCCCCAUAUAUACCUUGUAUGCAGCAUCUAAGGUUUUUGGCGAAAGAUUUUCACAGGGUCUUCAAGCUGAAUAUAAAUCCAAGGGGAUAAUCAUUCAGACAGUAGCUCCAUUCGGAGUUUCGACAUCAAUGACAGGAUACCAGAAUCCAGACAUGGUCACAUUCACAGCUGAGGAGUUUGUGAGAAGCUCACUGAAGUAUCUGAAAGCUGGUGACCAAACAUGUGGUAGCGUCACUCAUACUAUACUGAGUUGGAUUGUGCAGGCCAUUCCCAUCUGGGUCCUACAGAGUGAAGCAUUUCAGCAUCACUUUAAGGAAUAUGUGAAGGAGAGGAUCAAAGGCUGACAGUUUUCAAUCUCUCGUGUAUAUAGCUGCUGAUUUUCAAGUAUUGAAUAUACCUGAAUUGUGUAUUAAUGAUCAUGUUGGUUAACACUAAUUAUGACAGCCAGGGAGAGAAAGAAAAAUGUAGACAGACCUCUGUUUGUUUGUGGUCCUUCAAAAUAUGCUGUAUCAGAUUUGAUAAUGGAAUGUUUGAUAACUGUCUCCCAAAUGUCAAAUGAUAGAGAUGAAGAGAGAUGUGUGACCUUGUUUUUUCUAUUUUUGGUCAAAAUGUUCAGAUUGUAAAAUGUUUGCUCUUAUUUAAAAACAUUUUAAUAUCAUGUUUUUUUUAUCAGCAAGCAACAUAUCUACAGAACACUUCCACAGAUAUUAAGCACCACACAGUGGUUAAAUUAACUUUCACAUGAGGCACUUUAAAUGGAAGAGUUCAGCCAAAAAUUAAAAUUCUCUCAUCAUUUACUCUCUCUCUCAUACCAUCCUAGAUGUUACUUUAUUUUUAUUCUGCAGAACACAAAUUAAUAUUUUUUUUACAAUAUCUCAGCUCUUUAGGUCCUUACAUACUGUACAAUUCAGCAAUGCAAGUGAAUGGCGACGAAAACUUUGAAGCUCCAAAAAGCACAUAAAGGCAGAAUUAAAUUAAUCCAAGACACCAGUAGUUUAAUCCAUGUCUACUAAAGCGAUCUAAUCUGUUUUGGGUAAAAUAGACUAAAAUAUACCUCUUUUUUCACUGUACAUCUUGCCUUUGUAGACUCUAGGCACGAUCAUGAUUUCAAGCUCGACUAUACAUCCUAGUGCUUGAUGCAUGCGCAGAACGCUAGAAAGUGUAAUCAAGCUUAAAAUCAUGAUCACCAAGGAUGCUGCUUAUGUCAAGAUUUAUAGUGAAAAAGGAGUUAUAUUUUGGUCUGUUCUCUUAAAUCAAUUGGAUUGCUUCAGAAGUCACAUGGGUAAUUUUAUGCUGAUUUGUGUGCUUUUUAUAGCUUCAAAGUUUUGAUCAAUAUUCACGUGCAUUGUAUAGACCUUCAGAGCUGAAAGGUUCUUCUAAAAAUAUUUGUGUUCUGCUGAAGAAAGAAAGUCAUGCGCAACUGAGAUGGCAUGAGGGUAGGUGAUGAAAGAAUUUACAUUUUUUUGGUUAACUAUUCCUUUAAAAUAAUUGGUGUCAGCCAGUUGUAAAUGACUUAUGCAUUGUUUUUGCACAAUUUCCAUUUUAAAAAUGUAUUUAAUAGGCUAAGCUUUGCUCUGUUAUUUGUGUUUACUGCAAAUUACGAACAUGUCUACAUCUUUGUGUAAAAUCGCUGUACCAGUGUCAUUGUACUAAUAACUUUUAAUCUCAUUUACCUUCAAAUAGAUCUGUUGUACAUGGACAGAAUCUGCAGAAUUGUUUAAAUCUUGACUUCUACUUGUUUAGUUCCUGAUUGUGACAUUCUUCCACCAGAGGGCAGAAUUUCGAUACAGUAACAUUAAAGAACCAGAACUCUAAAGACACACUUCCCCUGUACUGAAUCUUUGUGUAGAGUUUGAUAUCAAAGAUCUCUGAAAGAUACUGAAAAUGUAUAGGUCACAAAUAAGUGUAAUAUGAUAUGGGGAUUUUUAUUGAAAUUGUAAUUUUUAAUGAAGCAGUUCAACAUUGGGUGAGAUUCUUUGAUUGAAAUACAGCUGACAAGAUAACUAUCACUUUCAAAUUAUAUUCAAGGGCUUUGUAUUUUUACUACAGGGAAUUCCCUCUGUUAAUUUAUAAUGAUACUGCUAGCAACUUUGCAGAAAAGAGUUAUGAGGUAUAAGAUAAGGCAGUGAUUAAAACGUAAACACAGGGGAAUUUUACAUUUUCAUAACAUGUUUUAUAAUCUCAGUAUCCAGUUAGGUUUGCUAUGCUUGCUUUUUACUAAAGUUAUAUGUUUAGAUCUGUGAUCUCUGAAAAUCAAAUGUUUACAUGUAACGAAAUUGUAGAAUUGUAUAUAACUUUACACAGAAAAGGUUUGUUAGUGAUUUUAUCACACUAAAAUCAUAUAAACAUGCUUUUUGUUUAUGUCUUUACAUUUGGAAAAAAUGCUUUUUAUUAAUGUUUUUUUUUUUUUAAUUUUUUUUUUAAUGUAACAAGCUUAACUUGUAUUGACCCUGGAAUAUUCCUUUAAGAAAAUAUAUUGACUACAUUCAAGUAGGCACAUUUUAUAUCUUAAUUUUGAACUCAGCAUUGUGGCCUUUUGAAUAAUUUUCAGCCAGUCAUGUACCGGUAAUCUUAACAUGCAUUAGGGGACCAUCUGCAUAUAGAAUA
Molecule: messenger RNA, 3257 nt
Organism: Xyrauchen texanus (razorback sucker)
Lineage: Eukaryota; Metazoa; Chordata; Actinopteri; Cypriniformes; Catostomidae
Product: 17-beta-hydroxysteroid dehydrogenase type 3-like
Exons: 11
Coding region: 71-994 (307 amino acids)
Cellular component (GO): endoplasmic reticulum
Molecular function (GO): testosterone dehydrogenase (NADP+) activity
Source: RefSeq, a predicted model, not a curated record